This is a messenger RNA of Geodia barretti, 1032 nucleotides long. NCBI's taxonomy places the organism in Eukaryota, Metazoa, Porifera, Demospongiae, Tetractinellida, Geodiidae. The record is from the annotation of a GenBank genome assembly.
CGCGACGCGCGCAUGUGAUCGAGAGCUCUGCACAAUUAAACCGUGCCGAGGUAAAGCCACGUCGAGCAGGGAGUAUAGAAGAUGCCCGCGUUCACCGUCAGCUUCUCGUUUCUGGAGCCGCAGAGCCGGAAGGGCGUCUACUUCAAGCAGGACGGACAGCGGUUCGGCACUGACAGGACCAUAAAAUUCUGCACGGCAGUCAAGUACGAGAUACGGAUCACCGUCAAGCCACCCGUGGCUCCCCUGCGGAGUCUGAUAAUAGGUGGGGAUGAACUCACUCCAGACUCUGAGGAAGAGCAGCCGGCCCAGUCCUCCUACCUCUUCACCUGGUUCACCAAUGGCCACAGUCCCACCGGCUCUCGGCGGAGGCUCGAUGUCCCGUUCAUCUUUCGCUUCGAUGGAGUCGAGUUUGCCACCUCCUUUCAGACCAAGUUCUAUCCAGUGACGAGUGCCAGUCACCUGACCUGGGGUACAGAGGUCAAACAGAUCCAGCUGGAAGGUCGCGGGGAAUUUGGGGGCGGAGCCACGCAGAGACUCACACCCACCAAUGUCACCUUUGUCUAGCACAUCUUUUACAGCUCCACCCACCCACCAACUACAGCAUCUGUAUAGUCUAUUUCUCCACCUUCUCUCCAGAGAAUCAAGAGUGACUUUAUUACUGACCUAUUAUGUCAUACUGCUUCUAUUUUUAGAAUCUGCUUAGUCGAUAUUUAUUUGUCCAGAUCAUAGCAAAAUUUCUUAAUAAGUCUUCGAAAAUGUCGUACAUUGGUGUUAAUUACAUUGUAAUGGUGUACAGAAAAACACAUGUUUCUAUUAGUGACACGAACAAUUACCAUUCAGUGGUUUAUGAAUGCAGACGAGAAAACACUGGACAUACAUAUAAUGCAGGGGAAUAGAGCAGUACUAUUUGUAUAGUUGCAGUUAUAGAGUCACCCACUGACUGUUGCUGGAGGUGGCAGUGGUCUCCCGGUCACGGAUCGUGCCUCUUGUGAGUGUUGUGCAGUAUUAUCAGAGCCUGCGUAUGUGUGUAAC